AUGACGAAAAACAGUCAUGAUCAGUCCGAAGGCCAAAGUCAAGCUACAAAACGACUGAAUCAAGUUUCCUCACACAUCUCCCCAGAUAAAAGCAAAUCAAAGUCCACAGAAUCCCGUCUGCCAGCAGACCACUCCGAUGUUCUCAAUCAAAUAUCCACACUACGCAAGAUAGCCGCUACACCAGACCCCAAUUCCCGCGGCUAUAUUCGACAAAAACAAGCCGGCAAGCUUUGGGUCCGCGAGCGCAUCGACCAACUCCUUGAUCCAGGUUCAUUCCAGGAAAUUGGCUCUGUAUCCGGUACCGUGACAUGGAAGAAAAUCGCUCCAAUGCGGGAAACUCCCGUCGCGUUCAUUCCUAGCAAUAAUGUUCAAGGCGCAGGGACGCUCCGGGGUAGAAAGAUCCUGCUUACAGCGGACGACUUUAGCAUUCGAUCCGGCCAUGCGGAUGGAUCGAGCUCCGAGAAGACGGUUUACGUGGAGAAAUUGGCUCUAGCUUUGAGGGUGCCUGUUGUGAAAUUGGUAGAUGGGAGUUCUGGAGGUGGAAGUGUGACGACCAUUAAGAAGGAGGGGUGGAGUUAUCUUCCUUAUGUGAGGCCUUUCAGGCCUGCGAUUCAGCAGCUGAAUAUGGGGAUUCCGAAUUUAGGUGCCGUUGUCGGUCCUGCGAUUGGCCUCGGUGCAGCAAGAGUAGUUUCUUGCCAUUUCUCGGUUAUGGCGGCAGAUAUUGGAGCGCUAUUUAAUGCUGGUCCUAAGGUUGUGGAAGGUGCGACUUUUGAGGAGGAUCUUGGAUUCCAGGAUCUCGGUGGUCCACUUGUUCAUUGUACGAAUGGAACAAUUGAUAAUCUGGCUGCAAAUGAAGCCGAAUGCUUCGAACAGCUUCGUACGGUCUUGGGUUAUCUACCUAACUCGGGAGCUGAAGCCCCGCCAGUUAUUUCGUGCGAUGAUCCUGAAGAUCGAGAAGAUUUGGCGCUCCGCAGCAUCAUCCCCCGUCGCCAGGCACGCAUGUAUAAUCCGAGAGUGAUCAUUACUUCCGUUGUUGAUCGGGAUUCAUGGUUCGAGAUUGGAGCUCUCUGGGGCCGAACAGCCAUUGGUGGAUUGGCACGCUUAUCUGGCCAUCCUAUUGGAAUCAUUUCAUUAAACUGUGAGGUGAAUGGCGGCGCACUCGAUGCAGCUGGUAGCCAGAAACUCACGCGACUACUGAAGAUGUGUGAUGUGAUGAAUAUCCCUAUUGUGCAAUUUAUUGACGUCCCUGGUUAUGCAAUCGGCACCGUCGCCGAACGCAACGCCACCAUGCGCUGGGGCGUCGAGCUGGCAAAAACGUAUUUCACCACCACAACUCCGAUCUUCAACGUGGUUACCCGACGCGCCUUUGGGGUGGCAGGAGGUGUUAUGCUCGGCUCCAGGGAUCCAGUCAUGCAAGUGGCAUGGCCGUCUGGACAGUGGGGCUCGUUGCCUCUGGAUGGAGGGAUCGAGGUGGGCCACCGGCAUGAAUUGCGAGAAGCGGAGAAGGAUGGUAAGAAAGAGGAGCGAUACAAAGAAUUGGAAGAGGAGUACCAGCGGUUGAUGAAUCCUGUUCGAACAGCAAAUGCCUUUGGCGUUGAAGAGAUCAUUGAUCCUAAGGACACAAGGCAGAUUUGUUGCUCCUGGGUGACACAUGUUUAUGAUGUGCUUAUGAAGGAAAGAUUGACAGAUCGUGCCUGCGGGAAAAUUCAUGCUUCAUUUGCUUGA
Molecule: messenger RNA, 1725 nt
Organism: Penicillium odoratum
Lineage: Eukaryota; Fungi; Ascomycota; Eurotiomycetes; Eurotiales; Aspergillaceae
Product: acyl-CoA carboxylase subunit beta
Exons: 3
Coding region: 1-1725 (574 amino acids)
Molecular function (GO): propionyl-CoA carboxylase activity
Source: RefSeq, a predicted model, not a curated record